GAAGGGACGCACUUAAUGCAUGAACUUAAUGUGAUAUAUGAGCAGCGUCACAGCAGCAUCGCCGUCGGGGUGGUCAUCACGUCUGCUGUGACGGCAAAGUUCCUUUCCACAGUGGUGGAGCGUCCGGCUUACAACCGAAAUGACCCAGGUUCGAUUUCCAGAAUUGAUCAACUUAAAGAAGAAUAUCAGGAAGAAGAAGUUACUCAGAAAGGCUACACUAAGCGGCUACGGUUACUACUCAGCAGUCAUUUAAUGGAAUCUGAUCAAAAGAAUAUUACACAGCUUGAGAAGGAUCUCAGUCUUGGUGAAAUAACCGAGAAAGGAUUCCUUAACAAAUUGGAGAAACUGCUUGAAUCCUCCUUAAAUUUGGCAACAGGAAGUGAUGAGAAGAACACUGACCAAACAUUGGGGAAGCUAAAAGAUGGCUUGACAUCCUUAAAUGAAAAAGUGUGUGUAUUUUCCAAUGACGGAGAUAACAAGAAUGCUAACAAGGAAAAUGACAGAAAUGUCAGUAAUGGAAAUACACCCAAAGCCAUCAGUGAAAGUACAAGCCAAGGAGGAGAAAGCAGCAAAGCUAGUAGUGAAUCAGAUGGCAACUCAAGCAAUAAAGAGGAAGACAUGCUUAAACAAGAGGAUAACCACAUGGAGGUGGAGGAAGCUUCUGCAAAGCUUUUGCAAAAGAAGAAAGUAAAUGGUGGUGCUCGGAAUAAAAGACGGAGUUCCCAGAAUUGUGGUGUCCAGCGAUCUGUUGCUGACAUGUUCGCAGCUGUUAAUAGUAAGCGUAAAUGUGAGGAAGAAAGUGAAAAUAAAGAGGAAGAAGUAGAUGCUGAACCUGAAGAGAAAAAACUAAAACUCCACCAUAAUGAAGAUAAAACAUCACAUAGUGAGAACAGUCCUCGGCCCUUACAAAGUUUGUCAAGUCGUUGUGAGAUUUGCCGCCAGCGUUUAAAUAGUCCCGAACUUCUUCUCUUCCCCGGACACCCUGAAGGGGCACUGGAUGAAUUUAUUGCACUCACUGACUCCAAGCUUUCACUUUUUACUGGAGAAGAAGAAUUUAUCAAUGAAUAUGAUGAGCGGCCACAGCAAAAGAUAACUGGUUUUAAUGUGUAUGACAAAGCGGGUCAUCUCUGUCCCUUUGAUGGAGGUUUGAUUGAACGCAAUGUCCUCCUCUACUUUUCUGGCUAUGUGAAGCCAAUCUAUGAAGAAGACCCAACAAUUGAAGGUGGAGUUCCUGCAAAAGAAAUGGGGCCUAUCAAUGAGUGGUGGAUAUCUGGUUUUGAUGGAGGGGAAAAGGCGUUGAUUGGAUUUUCUACUGCAUAUGCGGAAUACAUCCUCAUGGAACCAAGCGAUGCCUAUGCCCCAUUUGUUGAUGCUGUGCGAGAGAAAAUUUACAUAAGUAAACUAGUGAUUGAGUUUUUGGUGAACAAUGAUGAUGCUGCAUAUGAAGAUUUGUUGAACAAGUUACAGACAACUGUACCUCCAAGUGGUAUAGCAGUAAUAACUGAAGAUACUCUCUUGAGACAUGCACAAUUUGUUUGUGAUCAGGUUCACAACUUUGACCUGGCAGGAAAUGAAACUGAUGACAUGCUCAUUACAGCUCCAUGUAUAAGAUCGCUAAUCAAGUUAGCUGGGGUUACUCUUGGAAAACGCAGAGCUUUAAGACGCACUGGUCCAAAAUUAAAGGUAAUUAAAAUGCCAAAAUGGACUAAAGCAACCACUACACCACUUGUUAAGAAUCUGUUUGAAUCCUUCUUUUCUGGCCAAAUUGAAUCGGAUAAAGAGAAUCUGCAAGGCACAAGAAGACAGCGCUGUGGUGUUUGCGAUACGUGCCAAAGACCAGACUGUGGCCAGUGUAAGCACUGUAAAGAUAUGAUAAAAUUUGGUGGCUCUGGUAAAUCAAAACAGUGCUGCAUUGACCGAAAAUGUCCAAAUAGGGUCAUAGCUGAAGCUGAAGAUGAUGAUGACAGUGAGGAUCUUGAAGGUAUUGCGAUUGGAGAAAUUGUACCUUCAGAGCCCAAACGGCAUCGCAUACAAAGACACACACAUCAUAUAUCUUGGGUAGGGGAUCCUGUCAUUGUAGAGGGCAAGAGAACUUACUACAAGUCAGUAAUGAUUAACAAUGAAGAAUACCAUGUGAAUGACAAUGUGAUUGUAGCACCUGAUGACCCAAAGAUCCCAGUUUAUAUUGCUCGUAUCAACCACAUGUGGGAAGAUGGACGUGGAGAGCAACACUUCCAUGCUGACUGGUACUGCCGAGGUAGUGACACUGUUCUUGGUGAAACUGCUGAUCCCCUUGAGCUCUUCAUAAUUGAUGACUGUGAGGAUACUCUUCUGAGUUCUAUAAUGAAGAAGGUCACUGUGAUUCACUAUGAAGUUCCCUCUAACUGGAAAGACCUUGGAGGUGAUAAUGAUCCAGAUGCAUACUACCCAGUCAGCAUUGACGAUGGCUCUAACUACUGGUACCAGAAGAUUUAUAAGCCCCAGAAUGGCCGCUUUGAGGAUGUCCCUCAAGAGAAAAAUGAACCUGAGGAUUCCAUGAAGCACCGUCACUGUGUUUGCUGUGCUCGCUUAAAAGAGGCAGAACUAAAAGAAAUGUGUGUUUUGGGUAAAAAACUGGAGGAAGAGUCUGCACAAAACCAGACAUGUUAUGCAUCGUUAUCUUACAAAUGGAAUGAUUACGCAGUGGGAGACAGUUUGUUUGUAAAUCCUGAUGCAUUUGAUUUCAAGGUUAAACAAGUGCCACCACCACGAAAAGAUGAGAAGAAAAAGAAGGUGGAUGAAGAUAUGUAUCCAGAAUAUUACAGAAAAUCGUCAGAUCAUGUAAAAGGAUCAAAUGAAUCUACUCCAGAGCCAUUUAAAAUUGCUAGAAUUAUUAGCAUUAUCCCUAAAAUUUCAGGAACAAUUUUGAGCCCCAGUGAUGUUUCUCUGAAGGUGGCUAAGUUUUACCGCCCAGAGAAUACCCACCGUGGUAUAUCUGCUUCCUACCAAGCAGAAUUAAAUCUGCUUUACUGGAGUGAAGAAGAGACUUGGAUCACCUUCAGUGAUGUAGCUGGCAAAUGCUUCGUUUCCUACCAAGAAAAUAUUGGAAGCACAUCUGUUGAUGAUUUUAUGAAUGCAGGUCCACAUCGGUUCUUUUUCGCUGAGGCGUAUGAUGCUAAGGAAAAGACAUUUUUAGAGCCACCUCUAAAGGCUCAGAUAUUGGGAAGCAUUGGCAAGGGUAAAGGUAAAGGCAAAGGGAAGGGCAAAGGCAAAGGCAAAAGCUGUUUGGAAGACAACAUUGACUUGAACACCUUCCAAGGCUUCGAGGAGUAUCCCCCGGUAAGGCACAAGCUGCAGACCCUGGAUGUCUUUGCUGGUGUUGGAGGUAAGGACAGCUUGAUUUAUAUUCAUUUUUUUUUUUAUACAGCCUCUCCUCACUUAACAAUGGAGUUCCUAAGACCACACUGGUAAACGAAUUCAUCGCUAAACAA
Molecule: messenger RNA, 3470 nt
Organism: Cherax quadricarinatus
Lineage: Eukaryota; Metazoa; Arthropoda; Malacostraca; Decapoda; Parastacidae
Source: RefSeq, a predicted model, not a curated record